AUGGCCACCAGCUCCACAGCCACCGCCUCGCUGCACCUCCUCCUCCCGGCCUCCCGCCGCCGCCGGCAACUCGUGCCUCGGGCCGCCCACUCCGAGUCCACCCCGCCCCCUGCCGCCUCCGUCGACCGCCGCCGCUUCAUUGCCCACACUGCCGCCGCGGCCGCCGUCUCGCCUCUCGUCUUGCCCCGCUGGACCCCCGCGGCGCGCGCGGACGGCGCGCCGACGCUCUCCGAGUGGGAGCGCGUCUUCCUGCCCAUCGACCCCGGCGUCGUCCUCCUCGACAUCGCCUUCGUCCCCGACGACCCCUCCCACGGUUUUCUCCUUGGGACAAGGCAGACAAUACUGGAGACAAAAGACGGCGGUAACACCUGGUUCCCUCGCUCCAUACCUUCCGCAGAAGAUGAAGAUUUCAACUACAGGUUCAACUCGGUAAGCUUCAAGGGCAAAGAGGGAUGGAUUAUCGGCAAGCCUGCAAUUCUGCUGCACACUUCUGAUGCUGGCGAGAGCUGGGAAAGAAUACCCUUGAGUGCCCAACUUCCUGGGAACAUGGUUUACAUAAAAGCUACUGGGGAGCAGAGUGCAGAGAUGGUUACCGAUGAGGGAGCAAUCUAUGUUACUUCUAACCGUGGCUACAACUGGAAGGCUGCCGUGCAAGAGACUGUUUCAGCUACUCUGAACAGAACAAUUUCAAGUGGCAUUAGCGGUGCAAGUUACUACACUGGGACUUUCAACACGGUGAACCGAUCGCCCGAUGGACGCUAUGUGGCUGUAUCCAGCCGAGGCAAUUUCUAUUUGACCUGGGAGCCUGGGCAGCCAUUUUGGCAACCCCACAACAGGGCGGUGGCACGGAGGAUUCAGAACAUGGGGUGGAGAGCAGACGGUGGACUUUGGCUGCUGGUGCGCGGUGGUGGUCUCUUCCUCAGUAAAGGAACCGGGAUAACCGAAGACUUUGAGGAGGUGCAGGUGCAGAGCCGGGGGUUUGGGAUCCUUGAUGUGGGCUAUCGCUCACAGGAGGAGGCCUGGGCUGCUGGUGGCAGCGGCGUGUUGCUGAAAACCACAAACGGAGGGAAGAACUGGGUGCGCGACAAGGCUGCCGACAACAUCGCUGCCAACCUGUACUCCGUCAAAUUCCUUGAUGACAGCAAAGGCUUCGUGCUGGGCAACGACGGCGUGUUGCUUCGAUAUCUUGGCUGA
This is a messenger RNA of Miscanthus lutarioriparius, 1194 nucleotides long. The record is from the annotation of a GenBank genome assembly. NCBI's taxonomy places the organism in Eukaryota, Viridiplantae, Streptophyta, Magnoliopsida, Poales, Poaceae.